GUGGGAACGCAUGGAAACUCUGAAGGAGGAGAAGGGCUCUGAGCUGAUUGGAGUGGCUGAUGUGAGGACAUUUCUUCAGGACUGUCAGAGCAUAGGAGUACUAUUGCAAGACAAGAUGGUCCAACUUGGGGAUCUGGAACCAGGGAACUCACCUGCUGGGCUGGAGUCAGACAGGCGCAAACUGUCUACAGUUGAGAGAGAGGUCCUGGUGAUAGAGAGGAAAAUUGAAUACUUGAGGACUGUUGCAAAAUCGAUUAAGGACACCAACCCUGCAGAGAGCAGGGCCAUCACUGAACAGGUGGACAACAUGGAGAGGCUUCUGGCAAAGCUCAAGCUGGAGACCCAAAAGAAACAGGACAUUCUGCAGUGGGCCCAAAAUCAACAGUCCUUCCUGCAAGACAGCCGCAGGCUUCUGCUGUGGGCAGAAGGCAUUCAGGAGAAACUAAGCAGUGAAGAAAUGGGUGUGGACGUGGCUUCUGCAGAGCAAUUGCUGAAGGAGCAUCAGGACCUGCUGAAAGAAUUUAGAUCUCAGAAAGAAAGAUUUGUGCAGCUGGAAGAGCUAGGGCGCAAAGUAAUCCGUGAACAACCCAGUAACAGCAGGACCAUAGAUGUCCAUCAGUCCAUGCAGAGGCUUGCUGAGGAGAAGAAAGAGCUGGAGAAAAUGUGGGAACAGCGACGGAAAAAGCUGCAGGAUGGCUUGGAAUUGCAGAAGUUCAAUAGGGAGGGAGACUGUAUCAAUGCAGCCCUCUCCGGCCAUGAGGCCUUUCUCCGGGGGGAUGACCUUGGGGACCACAUAGAUGCUGUUCGAAGCCUGCUGAAGCAACAUCAGGAAUUUGAACAACUGCUGAUGGCACUGAAGAGACGAAUUGAAGCACUUAAUGAAAAUGGAGUGAGCCUAAUAGAAAGCAAGCACUUUGCAUCUCAUGUUAUUGAAGAGAGAAUGGUCACUCUCCGGCGACGGUGGGAGCGGCUGAUACAAAGCAAUGCCAAGAGAAAACAGAGGUUAUUGGAUUCCCUACAGCUGCAGGACUUUAAUCGUGAUGCUGCUGAGCUUUUGAUAUGGAUGGAAGAGAAGUACAAGAUUGCAUCAGAUGAAUCCUACCGUGAUCCAACAAAUGUUCUACGCAAACUGAAGUGGCAUGAAGCUGCUGAGAAGGAAAUGAUGGCUAAUGAGGAGCACUUUGCAACACUGAUAAAGAAAGGAAAUCAACUGAUUCAAGACAACCAUUAUGCUGCAGUUUCUAUCCAGGAGAAGAUGUCAGAGCUUCAAAAGAAGUGGAAGAAAUUGUAUGGCAAGAUGAUAGAGCGAGGUGACAAGCUGAGACAAGCUGGGCAGCAAGAACAGCUCAUGGAACUGCUCCAGGAUGCCAAAAAGAAGAUAGAGAAAAUCGAGAAAGUUCUUCAGGAAUCUGAGACAGGCCAUGAUUUGCGCUCCAGCCGUGAUCUACUCAAGCAGCACAGACAGCUGGAAAAUGAGACACGUGAGCUGGCAGAGAAAAUGAACUCUAUUGUAUCUCAUGCAAGGAAAAUGGCCACCAAUCACUUUGAUUCCCAGAGGAUUCUGGAUGAAACACAGAAAUAUCUGAAAAGGUUUGAGUCCUUGCAAGCACCUCUUGAUGAGAGGCGUAAGUUGCUGGAAGCUGCAGUGGAUCUCUAUGAGUUCUACCAUUAUCAUGACAUGGAACUGAACUGGAUUCAUGAGCGAUUGCCUAUUGCCCAUUCCACCAACUGUGGGAAGUCCUUGGAUGUGGCUCAAAGCCUGUUGCAAAAACACAAGGAACUGCAGGCAGAAGUUAAUGCCCACAAACAGCAAGUCCAGCGGGUCCUGGAUAAAGGAAAGACAAUGAUUGCAGGCCAGCACCCAUCAGCUCAGAAAAUAAGUGAGAAAUGCCAAGAGCUUGUGACUGCCUGGAAGGGCUUGGAGAAGGCCUGUGAGGAAAGGAUGAAGCAGCUGCAACACUCAGUUGGCUUCCAGGAGUUUUUAAUGAAUACUUCAGACCUGGAGGCCUGGAUAGCAGAAAAACAUCCACUUGUGACAAGCAAGGACUAUGGUAAAGAUGAAGAUGGAACACUGAAACUCCUUAAGAAACAUAAGGCAUUGGAGCAUGAGAUUGCCGUUUACCAAAAUUUGAUGAAAGAACUGAGUGAAAGUGCCCAAACUCUUCCUCUUGUGGGCUCCAUCCAGUAUGUUGAGGUUGAUGGACCAAAGGAACAAGUUCAUUCAAGACUCCAGGAGCUGCAGGAACUAGCAGCAGCAAGAGGGAAGAAGCUGGAUGAGACUCUUGUCUUGCAUGAAUUUCUACGAGAAUACGAAGAUCUGCAAGACUGGAUCACUCAGCAGAAACAAACAGCCAGUUCUGAAGACUAUGGAAAUAAUUAUGAACAUGUCUUGCAACUUUGCACCAAAUAUGACACAUUCCGCCACCAGUUGGAAGCAACUGGGAAGAGAGUUAUGGCUUGCCAGCAGCUGGCAGACAACUUGCAUUCAGAGUCCCGGGAAAUUCGGCACAAGCAGAAAGAGCUAAGGAACUCCUGGGAGGAGCUGCUGGAAAUUACCAGAUUACGAGGUGAGCGGCUGAGAGAUGCUGAGGCGAUUCACAUGUGUUACCAAGAUCUAACAGAUGCUCUGGCCCAUAUUGAGGAGAAGUCCAAAAGUAUUCCUGAUGAUGUUGCUAAGGACAUGAGAGGUGUGCAAACACAGCUCCGGAACCAUGUGGCCCUGGAGCAUGAGCUCGCUGGGAAUGAGCAGCAGCUGCAGGAGCUGAUCCACUCUGCAGAUCAUGUGCUGAUUCACUGCUCAAAGAAACAGGUGGAAGACCUGAAAGCAAAGCAGCACGCAAUAGUGACCAACUGGAAGGCCCUGAAGUCUAAGGUGGAACUGCGCAAGAAACUUCUGGAACAAGCAUACAUGCUUUACCAGUUUCAAGCAGAUGUAUGGGACUAUUUUUCAUGGACAGCAGAAAUAAUAAGGGAAAUGAGAGCCAAGGAGACUAUUCGGGACAUAUCUACUAGCAGCCUGAGACUUACCCAGCAUCAACAGCUACUGGCAGAGAUUGAAGCACGAGAAGAGAAGUAUAAUCAUGUUGUACAGCUAGGGCAGUCUCUCUUGCAAGAUGAGGAAAUAGGAUCAAAAGAGAUUCAGCAGAAGCUACAGGCUCUGCUGGAAGAAAAGGAAAAUGUAUACAAUGAAUGGAAACAGAAAAAGGAGUGGCUGGAGAAAAUACACCAAGAACAAAUGUUCUACAAGGAUUGGGAUCACCUGGACAUGCUUCUGAAUUCACAGGAGAUUUAUUUGAAAAGCAGUGACCUUGGAAGCUCUGUGGAUGAAAUAGAGCAACUGAUAAAGAAACAUGAGGCUUUUGAAAAGCUGCUGGCAUCACAGGAUGAGAAGAUGAUGUCUCUUCAAGAACAGGCAAGCAGGCUAGAAAAGGUUGGUGGACUGGAAGGGCUAAAGAUCCAGCACAAACUGAAUGCCAUUUGUGAGAGGAAGCUGCAGAUCAAGGAUCUAUCCCAGAGUAGGAGAGAGACACUUCAGACUGCCCUUCUUCUGGCACUUUUCUACCAGAACUUGGAAGAGGCAGAAGACUGGAUCAGUAAGCGCAUGCAGAAGCUACAGGAUCCUUCCAUACAAGACCCCAGCAAUCUGCAGGACAAAAUGAAGCUGCUGCAGAAACAUCAGGUCUUUGAGGCAGAGAUUCUAGCAAAUGAAGAAAUCAUCACAGCUGUUAAUAAGAAAGGAGAAGUCCUGUUAUCAAAAUGCCACCCAAAAUCAGGAGAGGUCCGUCACCGAGUCCACAUGCUUGAGGAGCAUUGGGAGAAGUUGAAGAGAGCUGUUGCUGCCCGUGGAAAGAUGCUGGAGGACAGCCGGGAUUUCCUGGAAUUUCUCCAGAAGGUGGACCAGGUGGAAGCCUGGAUCAGGGAGAAGGAAGUCAUGAUUAAUGUAGGUGAUGUGGGAAACGACUAUGAACACUGCCUGCAGCUCAUGAAAAAGCUGAAUGAGUUCCAUGGAGCAACAUCAGGGGAGACAACAGUGGACGAUGCUCACAUCAGGGCUAUCAAUGCCCUGGCCAUGAAACUGGAGAGACAGAAUAAGGAAGAAACAAAGACAAUAUAUGAGCGUCGAAAGCAGCUCAAUGAGAAGUGGAACAGCUUCCAUGGUAACCUGAAUGCAUACAGGAAGAAGUUAGAGGGAGCCCUAGAGAUUCAUGCCUUAAUCAGAGAAAUUGAUGACAUCACAGAGAGAAUUACUGAGAAGAGUGUACUGAUACAAGCACUGGAUUAUGGGAAAGAUGUGGAAAGUGUGGAAAACCUAAUUCGAAGGCAUGAAGAGAUGGAGAGAGAAAUCAGUGUUAUUAAGUCCAAAAUGGAGCCAUUGGAAUUAGAAACUUUCCGCCUUUCCACAAGGAAUCCAUCCAUAAAUGACAAACUGACUAUGAAGAAACAGGAGAUGAAAAACAACUGGCUACGACUCCAGGGACAGGCCAAACAAAGGAAGGAGAAGCUGGCAGCCUCCUAUCAGUUGCAGAAGUUUAACUUGGAGAUGAAGGAGAUGCUAGAUUGGACCCAAAACAUAAGAGGAUUAAUGGAAGCAGGGGGGCUUCCUAAAAGCGCAAAUGAAGCGGAAAGCAUGAUUGAGGAGCAUCAGGAGAGAAAGGAGGAGAUUGAAGCACGAGUGGAAAGAUUCAACUCUCUCAGUAACUAUGGUCAAGAACUUGCCAGUUCUGGUCACUAUGCAACCCCAGAGAUUCACCAGUCCCUCUCCAGACUUCAGCAAGCCUGGUCUGAAUUGAUCCAAGCAUGGCAGGAACAAUAUAUAAAAUUGUUUCAGGCACAAGAUUUACAGAAAUUCUACAGCAGUGUGGAACAGACUGAGAGCUGGCUCAGCAGCAAAGAGGCUUUCCUAGCCAAUGAGGACUUAGGGGACUCAGUGUCUAGUGUGGAGAGCCUACAGCGGAAACACAUGCAGUUUGAAAAAGCCCUGGAAGCUCAGAUGGAGAAAAUUGAUGAGAUGGCUUCAUUUGCUCAGCAGCUAACACAGAACAAGCAUUAUGACUCAGACAACAUCAUCAACAGAUGCCAGGCUGUUCUGAGGAGGAAAGAGAAACUGCUGGAGAAUGCUGCUGCUCGCAGACAUCUGCUAGAGGAAUCAAGGCUUCUGCAGAAGUUGCUGAGGAAUUCCUUUGAGGUGGCUGCCUGGAUCAAUGAGAAGAAUAGCAUUGCCCAGGAUGAUAGCUGGAAGGAUCCAAGCAAUCUGCAGACCAAACUGCAGAAGCACCAGACUUUCCAAGCAGAGAUCAUGGCCAACAGAAAUCGCCUGGACUCCAUCAAAUCUGAAGGGGAGAAGAUGCUCCGUGAGAGGCACUAUGCCCCUGAAGCCAUUCAGUCCAGACUACAAGAAAUGGAAGAGCUAUGGGAGGAACUGCUAGCAAGUUGCCAGGAUAAACGGGCCAAGCUGCAGGAUGCUUACAAGGGCCUUCAUUUUCAGCGAAGUGUAGAGGAUAUGGAGAAAUGGUUGGAAGAUGUGGAAAAUGAAUUGAAAGCACCAUAUAGUAACAAUGAUCUAGUGGUUUUGAGCAGUCAUCUGAAGAAACAAAAGGAUCUGGAGGAAGAUAUUGCUGGCCAUAGGGACCGGCUGCAAGAGCUUGUGGUCACAACUCAGCAAUUCCAGAAGGAGAAGCAUUUUCUUGCUGACGAACUAGAAGAGAGAGUGGAUCAACUGGUGCAGAGAUAUAAAAGUCUACGUGAUCCUCUGCAGGAGAGACGUGGGAGUCUGGAGGCAAGCAGACUUCAGUACCAGUUCUUUCGAGAUGUUGAUGAGGAGUUGGCCUGGGUUCAUGAGAAGCUCCCCAUGGCUUCCUCCAGGGAUUAUGGCCAAUCCCUGCCAGCUGUUCAGAGUCUACAAGAAAAGCACCAGAAUUUGGAGAAUGAGAUAAGCAGUCGGGAUGCUUUGACCAAAGCAGUGCUCAGUACAGGGCAGAAACUGGUAAGGGGAGGCCACUCAGCCUCUCGCAAGAUUAUGGAGCAUCUGAAGGAGCUUGAGACUUCUAUAGAAACCUUGAAAGCAGAGGCUCAAGAGCGGAGACGGCGGCUCAUGCAGUCAUACGAGGCCCAUCUGUUCCUGAAUGAGCUACUGGAAGUGGAGGCGUGGCUGGCAGAGAGGAGCUUCAUUCUGGAAACCUCUGAUUAUGGGAAGAAUGAAGAAUCCACACAAGUUUUACUUCGUAAACUUGAAGCUACCAAGCUGGACAUGGAUGGUUUCAGGCCCCGGAUCGAGAAAGUGCAGGAGACAGGUGCCAGUUUAAUAAACAAAGACAGCCCAGAGAGUCCAGCCGUACUUUCAAAACUCCAGGGGAUCCUAGCAGACUAUCAGUUGCUCCUACAGAAGGCUGACACACAGAGAAAAUGCCUGCAAGAACAAUUCCAGCUCUAUCAGUUUGAAAGAGAAUUCCAGAUGGUGGAUACAUGGUUUUCCAGUAAACAGUCUGUAGCAGAGUCCAAUGACUAUGGGCAGGACUUAGAUGAUGUUGAGGUGCUGGAGGAAAAGUUUAAAGAUUUUGUAAAUGAGGUGAAACCUCUGGGACAUUCCAAAGUUGUCUCCUUAAAUGAGUUAGCAUCUAAACUAGAGAAGGAGGGCCACAGCAAGAUGGACAUUAUCCAGAAGAGAACAAAGCAAAUCAAUGAGACAUGGGAGAAACUAUGCCAUGCCAUCCAGGCAAGGACAGAGAAUCUAAGAGCAGCCCAGCAAGUUCACCAGUAUGAUCACGAUGUGGAUGAAGUAAAGAGCUGGAUGCAGGAGAAAGAGGCAGUGGUGGAUAUAGAAGAUUAUGGAUAUGAUCUUCCAGGUGUACAGACACUUCUCAGCCAGCUUGAGGGAGUAGAGAGAGAUCUAGGAGCCAUCAUGAAAGAGCUGGAACGGAUUCGGGGAGAGGCUUGGCACCUUAGUCGCACGUACCCUCAAGUCAAGGAAAACAUUAUGGAUAGACUCACAGAUGUGGAUAAGUGCUGGGAAAACCUGGAUAAGAAGUUUCUGGAGAGGAAGGCAAGACUGAGCCAGGCAGAACAAGUCCAGCUCUACUUCAAUGACUGCAGGGAGCUGAUGGCCUGGGCCAACGAGAUGCAUGCACUAGUGAUAUCUGAGGAACUGGCACAUGAUGUCCUGGGAGCUGAACUGCUUAUCAAGCGCCAUGAGGAAUACAAACGUGAGAUAGAGAAACAGUGGCUAAAAUAUGAAGAAAUGCAGCGAACAGGAGCUGACCUGAUGAAGAAUGGACAUUUCAUGUCUGUGGAGAUUGAAGAAAAAUUGUUAGAGCUGUCAGAGCUGAUGAAGAAGGUAAAGGAGAGCUGGGACAUGAGGAAAGAGUUAUAUGAAGAAAACUGGGAGAUUCAAUUGCUCCGCAGAGAGCUAGAACAAGCAGAAGCAUGGCUGGCUGCCAAGGAGAGUUUUCUUUCAGAUCCUAGCUAUGGGGAUUCAGUGUCUGAAGUAGAGGAAUUACUGAAGAAACACCAUGAUUUUGAGAAGAUGCUUGCAGCUCAGGAGGAGAAAUUUGCUCAGCUCAGCAGGAAAACUAAGAGGGAGAUGAAUCUUCUGAAACAAGUGGACACAGAAGACAGUGAGCAGAAAGAUAAAGGCAGAGUUUUACGGGUUCCCUCUCUGAAAAGAAAAACAUCUGACAAAAGGAAUACACCGCCAAAAGUGACAGAGAUAAAGAGCAUGACACCACUGCCAUCUGUGCCCUUACCCAGCCUGUCCUGGAGGGUCCCACUUGAAACUGUUUUCUCCCCUGUUGAAAAGUUUCCAUCGCCAUCCCAACAAUUCAUUGCUGGGGCAGUCCCAGAAGUGCUGAGCAGCAACAAAACAGAAAUGAAAGUUGAGAGGCAGCUCAGUGAGAUUACCACACCACGUACACCAAAGACGGUGGGCCCACAAUCUACAUCUUUGGAAAGUCACAGUUCUUUAAGCUCUCCUUUAUCUCCUACUCCCAUAAGCCAGCAACACAGCAGCAGUUUGUCAGAAUCGUAUGCCACAGGCCUUUUAUCACCUCAGGAAAAAAGCGCUAGAGGCUCCUCUUUCUCCAACCUGCAGACAAAACUAAUGGCAACUGCACCCAAGCCUGGCCAAAGGUCACUAGAUAAAUCACCAAACUUACUGCUAUCUAACUCCUCUUGGGAGAGAUUAGAGAAUACAUCUUCGGUUUCUGCAUGUCUCCAGCACAUGGAGGGAUCCCUAGAAAAGAGAGACCAGCUCCUUCCAGGAAGACAACAGCCAGGCUCAAGGUCUUGGAAAUCCUUCUACGUAAAACUUGAUGGAUUAAAGCUUGAUUUCUAUAAUGAUGAAAAAGAAGCAUCUGAGAACAUAUCCACACUCCUGUCCCUCAGCAUUCCUGGUGCCAAAUGUGAGAGGCUGGUAAAUUACAUCAGGAAAGAGAACGCCUUCAUGUUGCAGCUGAGAGACGGGGCAGAGUAUUUCUUCGCAGCACCUUCUCAAACACUGAUGGAGGACUGGCUGCAAUCACUACAGAACAAUAUAGGACACAGUAACAGAUCACAUUCCACAGUGAUGGUGCAGCCUUUCACCCCAAACACAGAGACCUCCCAGACAAGACUGUGGGACUUUCCAGACAGAGACUCUGCUGAAAAACUAACCAGCAAAAUCUCACUCCUCAGGAGAACACCUUCCUUCAAAAUCAAACCAGAGAGAGAGUCUGCAGAAUUUUCCAGAGAUUUUAAUGAAGAUGUGACUGCAGUGACACAAGCCUCCAUCACCACCCUAAGCCUAGAACAAAGUGGUAAUAAAACAAAACUGCUUCCAUCUCUGCCGGAAGCCGGAAGAGAAAAAUGAUAUUUACCUCUAAUACCAGACCCUUCACCAUUAUAUCUUAACCCAGCCCCCUGGAAAAAAUGUAUUGAUAUGUUUUAAAUUAAUCACUACCCUUGGAAUUUAUUUUAAUUAUGUAUUAAAUCUAGUAAAGCCAUUAAAUAUA
Messenger RNA from Phaethon lepturus (White-tailed tropicbird), 8981 nucleotides. It is a transcript of the gene SPTBN5, whose product is annotated as spectrin, beta, non-erythrocytic 5. Gene Ontology annotation, molecular function: phospholipid binding; actin filament binding. Gene Ontology annotation, biological process: actin cytoskeleton organization. The record is from RefSeq and is a predicted model, not a curated record. Lineage: Eukaryota; Metazoa; Chordata; Aves; Phaethontiformes; Phaethontidae. Gene Ontology annotation, cellular component: cell junction; plasma membrane; cell projection. The transcript is spliced from 53 exons. The annotation marks the transcript as partial.